AUGUCUCAAGAGUCGUCUCGUCAAAUUGUAUCCAGUUCGAAUCAGGCGACAGGCACUCCUAGUAACUUACGACCCUCAGUACCAUUACCAUUACCAGUACCAGUACCUCCCAGCUAUCAUCCAGCAGCGGCUUCAUCUUCUCAGACUACUCUUCGAGUUCCAGCUGCUCUGCAAUCGUUCAACUCAACCAAUCAGCCUGUGGCUCCUCCGGCUGAUAACAUCUAUCAUCGACCUGUAUCAGUAGGAUAUCAACAGCCUCCACCACACGCUGCUAUUAGAAGACACCCGUCUCAACCCGGUCAAUCGGCUUACUACUAUCGACCAGGACCAACUGCCAGUUCUAGUAUCCGGUCAGUAUCGGCGCCUCUUCGAACAGCAUCUAUUUCCGGUUCAUCGACGUCGUCUUCUUCAGGCUCGAGCUCGGUUCUAACGUCCAACUCCAGCUCUAGUUCUAGUUCGACGUCGACCUCUGCUGCUACUUCGACCUCGUCUCCCUCGGCACUCCCGUUGCGAAGAAUGGACACACUUAUCUCAACAUAUCCUUCACAAAGGACUCAGUUCGGAGCUAGUACCCCUGAUUUGGCCACUCACCCAUUUCUUACUUCUACCAGUGCCCCUACUUCUUAUUUAGGUACUACUACUAGCAGUGACGAGCCAUUACUAAACAUCGAUCCCAAGUACGUUCAACAAAUCCAUUUAGAAGACCCUCUAGGAUCCGCUGCCAACAUCUCGUCUCCUGUCAUGUGGGCUUCUUCGCCAUCCACCUCGUCGGUUGUCAGCCAACAAAGUGCUGCUGCUAAUAUCCCCAUGUCUCCCAGUGGUUAUACCACCUCUUCAACACACCAACAGUAUCCUUCUCAUCUACAUUAUUUAUCCUCGGGCAUUCCAAGUACUCAUGGCCCCAGCUCACCUAUCGUGUCUAAUCAAGGCUUCACCAGCACGUCAAUGGGUCUUCCCUCUACAUCUUUGCAUUCUACCACCAGUCACAGCAGUUCCGGAAACCUUGCCAGUUCUCGUAGCGAAGAAGACUAUGACUACUACAGACGUCAAGAAGAGCAUGCCCAGUCACAAUCACAUCAACACCCAUCGCAACACUCAUCACAACACUCCUCACAACAACACCCAUCACAACAGCAUUUACAAGGACAGUUUGAUCGGGCCGACUCCCAGCAAUAUCAACAAUUCAACCCUCAAGUCUACUACCAAUCACAAGGCCAGCCUGCCAGUAUAAAACAAGAUGAGUUUGGCGGACUACUAGGCACGAGGAUCCAAGCUCCACCAUCACCACCUCUAGGGGCCGCUCCACUACAAAACACCACUAAUGAAUACACAUUUAAUGACUCUAAGCACAUGUACAAUAACCACGGCGGGGAAAUGCUCGACACCAGACUGCUCCAACAACAACAACAACAACAACAACAACAUCAACAUCAAGCCCAACCACACAUGACCCAUUUUGAUGGACAUACUGGACAAAUGACAAUGGCCAUGCCAAUGCACCUUGCAACUGGAACACAAGCCCAAAUGGCUGCUGCUACCUACUACCCGGAAUACCCCAGUGCGCCCGGUGAGCGGGAAAGAAGAGGUCACUCGCGAACCCAGUCUGCAUAUGCCCAAACUUCCGGCAGCCAGCCCGGCGAGAAGAAGUAUCAAUGUCCAGAAUGUGGCAAGUAUUUCCGACGAGACCUGCCUCGACACUUACGAACACACCAAGAAAUCGCCCGGUUCGUGUGUCCAUUCCCACGACCCCACUGUCCACACAAACGAGGCCAGUUCAACCGGCCCUACGAUUUCAAGAAGCACCUUCUCCACAGCCACUUUGUGUUUGACGACCAGAAAAUGGUGCGCUCUUUCCGCGACCUGAAAUCCAAACUGGGUUACGAAGGAACUUGUGCGUGCGGAGUGCGAUACCGCGCCGGCGACUGGCUCGACCAACACGUCUUUGGCAGCGAAAACAGGUGUCCCUACCUGAGCCACAACCACUAG
Molecule: messenger RNA, 1986 nt
Organism: Sugiyamaella lignohabitans
Lineage: Eukaryota; Fungi; Ascomycota; Dipodascomycetes; Dipodascales; Trichomonascaceae
Exons: 1
Coding region: 1-1986 (661 amino acids)
Source: RefSeq, a predicted model, not a curated record